Messenger RNA from Rhagoletis zephyria (snowberry fruit fly), 666 nucleotides. RefSeq names its product proline-rich receptor-like protein kinase PERK9. The record is from RefSeq and is a predicted model, not a curated record. NCBI's taxonomy places the organism in Eukaryota, Metazoa, Arthropoda, Insecta, Diptera, Tephritidae.
AUGGAUGAGAUGGAGGAGAUUUUCGGAUACAGUGCGCUGCUUUCCAAUAACCACACGCUUAAUGUGGGUCGUUGUCGAGCACAACCAGUUGGAACGCCACCACCACCUCAACAAGCAGAUUCCCCACAACCAGCACUACCCUCACGUCCGAUAGCAUCAUUUUCACAGCCCCCACUGCCCCACCGUCCAACAGCACAGCCAUCAAGAUCCCUGCUGCUAGCACCACCCCCAAGUCCAGCAGCAUCAGCACACCCAGCAAGAUCCCUACUCCUAGUACCGUCCCAACGUCCUGCAGUUUCACAUACAGCAUCAGCACUAUCUGCGUACCCAACAACAUCCCCACUUCUACGAGCAUCUCAACACCCAACAACAUCCCACCUUGCAGCAGCAUCCCCAUACACAGAACUAUGUCCGCAACCAAUAUCCCCACAACCGGCUGUAUCGCCGUCCCCACCUACAUCCCCACAUCCUGAAUCAUCGCAACAACCACCAUCCCAAGAAGCAGAAUCGCCACAACCAGUAAUAUCAAAACGUCGCAGGAAAACAGCUCGAGAAAGAUAUUACGAGGAAAAACUUAUAUUAAAAGAAAGGAAGUUAGAGGAGAAGAAAAGAUUCCACGAUUCGGUAGUGAAAAUGAUGAGAGAAGUAGAAAUGAAAAAAACUUGA